This is a messenger RNA of Sodiomyces alkalinus F11, 3809 nucleotides long. RefSeq names its product Pkinase-domain-containing protein. The transcript has 3 exons. The record is from RefSeq and is a predicted model, not a curated record. Lineage: Eukaryota; Fungi; Ascomycota; Sordariomycetes; Glomerellales; Plectosphaerellaceae. Gene Ontology annotation, biological process: transcription elongation by RNA polymerase II; positive regulation of transcription elongation by RNA polymerase II; protein phosphorylation. Gene Ontology annotation, molecular function: RNA polymerase II CTD heptapeptide repeat kinase activity; ATP binding; cyclin-dependent protein serine/threonine kinase activity. Gene Ontology annotation, cellular component: nucleus; cyclin/CDK positive transcription elongation factor complex. The coding region runs from base 186 to 3329 and encodes 1047 amino acids.
GGUGCAUACAAUCUCUCUGGGUUCUUUUGGAUGUGGUACUUGGCAUGUCGUUGACUCGUUGGGGGUCCUGGCCUUGUGGGCAAGGCUGACAAGCGGCACAGUCGUUAUCGCUUAUCGUGAUAAUACCUCUCGGCUAAACUCCGGCCGAGCAUCACCUGAAAACUCAAAUCACGGCAGUCGUUGAGAUGGAUCCCUCCCAAGCCCAACGUCCCCGGCAUGUCGCCAUGAACGACGAUCGGAGAGACGCCCAAGAGCGCAGAGAUCGAGGCAGAGCAGGUCAAGGUGGGAUAGUCUCUCGUAGAUCUGUAUCUCCCACGCCUCAUCGACCGCGCAACGACGAAACGGAGAAACAGCCUGAAACCGAUCCUAGGGGGACGCAGCUCAAGCAUCGUCGAUCUUCCGACCGAUCGAACCUCCCGAUCCACGGGAAUCCAUCAGAACGUGGGAAAGACAGAUCACAUCGCCAAUCUCGCUCCUCUCGCCGGCGGAACGAGCGCCAAGAAGAUCGCUAUCAGCCUCCUCGCUCUCGAGACAUUGACGACCAGUUCCGGCGUGAUCACAGAGGUGGCCGUCAACGCACACGUAGUCCAAGUCCCCGCCGGGGUCGCGGUGGACCUUCGUUAUCGCCUUCAACCAAACGACCGAGAAGUCGGAGCUCGGUCUCGCCUGAGUGGGACAGGAAACGGUCGAGGCGAGACGACAGCCCCGGCCGGACUUUACGAACCCCGAGAGACGCGAGAGACGCGAGAGACGCGAGAGACGCGAAAGACGAGAGAGACGACGAACACCCAGAUACCCGUGCACCCCGCAAUCAUACACCUUCUCUGGAUCCCGGCGACUCGCGCACGGACUCUAGACAGAAGAGACGACAGGACCGACGUCGCAGUCGAUCACGAUCCUCGGCCAGGGUUAGAUCGGAUUCCCGUCGUACAGAGCGGUCGCCCCCUAGCUAUCACGGAAAGGGUCACACGCGUGGACGGACUCGAUCUCCGCGUUCUGCCUAUCGGGCUCGAUCCCCCAGACCGCGAUCCCCACUGUCCCCUCACGACGACCGUCGUCCAGAACGUCCUCGCCGCCGAUCACGUUCCACCAGCAGGGGUUCAGGACAUCGAACGAAACAGGGGAACGGACCGAAAUCCACUCGAGACGGGCCAUCCUCUGGUGCCAAUAGCAUUGAAGUAAACAUGACAGGACGAGGUCAUCGCGGUAGCUUUGGUGCCCGGCAGCAGAUGCACAGUGCAUUUUCCGGUAAUCCUGGUUACAAUGAUCCUCGCCAAUAUUCGCAAUCUCCUCAUGUCACCCCCAAUCCAUACCAUAGCUCGCCCAAUCAUUCGCCAUAUGGUGCUAGGAAUGCUUGGAGCGGCUCUCCCCACCAACAUCAACAUCCAGCACAGUAUCCGCAGGCAGCCUAUGUGCCGCAGAACAAUUCACAAGCUCCGUACCAAGCAUCUUCAUACUCGCCGCCGCCUUCUGCUCCGACGGGGCCAAUGCAGCAGUAUCCCAGAGGUAAUACCUACCGAGGCGGUGGAUCUUUUCGUGGCAACCAGUUUGGUUCUGGACGGGCUGGCUACAGAUCUGCCAAUGUUAAGAAUCUUACAUGGACUUUGAAUGCUCAAAGUUCAAGCGGUCGGGGCUCGCUCGCCCAGGCAGACGAUGUGAAGUCACAACUUCCCAGCUCUGCCACGACAAAUGCACCAAGCGACAAAGGAGAAGAAGCCCCAGAGGACAAACAGAAUCCGUUCCGGCCGUCAAUAGACUUGCAGGUCGAAGAUAAGACUCCACCAGAGAAAAUCGAGGAUAAGGAGAUGCCUCCUCCCAACCGGCCCCCUCCAUCAGGGCCAUCCACUCAGUCGGCGGCAUCGUCGAAGUUCAGCUUCGCAUUUAAGGCGUCUGCGAAGCCAGCUCCGACGGCGCCCAAGCCAGAAAUUUCCCAGAAGUUCAACGCUGCACCUCCGAAGCGUGAUGCCCCGCCGCAGCCAGACCACCGCCCCCAGCAACCGGAUCAGCGAUCGCGGGACCCUCCACGUGGAGCUCCGACAGAGCCCGCGUCUGCCAGAGGAAGGCAUGAACCGAGGCAUCAUCCUCCUCCACCCGGCCCUAAACCACCUCCACCCCCGAAGACGCGGACCGUGAAGAAGAAAAUGAAGCGACUGAAGCCCCGACAGAGCUUGACUGAAGACUUGGUCAAGUCAGAGUCGGUGUAUUUCCGCAAGCCCGGAAACGAGUCUGUGGUAGGCUCAGGUACCUACGGGAAGGUCUUCAGGGGCCUUCAUGUCUACACCAAGCGUCUAGUUGCCCUGAAGAGGAUCCGCAUGGAAGGUGAGAAAGAUGGCUUCCCAGUCACGGCUGUGCGAGAGAUUAAACUGCUCCAAUCUCUUCGACAUCCCAACAUCGUUCAGCUUCAAGAAGUCAUGGUUGAGAGAAACGAUUGCUUCAUGGUCUUCGAAUACCUCUCCCACGACUUGACAGGUCUUCUCAACCACCCAACGUUCAAACUCGAUGCGGCGCAGAAAAAGCAUUUGGCCAAGCAGAUGUUUGAGGGCUUGGACUACCUCCAUAACCGCGGAGUUCUUCAUCGCGACCUGAAAGCCGCCAAUAUCCUUGUCAGCAACGAUGGGAUUCUCAAGCUCGCUGACUUCGGCCUCGCCCGGUUCUAUGCCAAACACCACCAGCUGGAUUACACAAACCGCGUGAUUACCAUCUGGUACCGGCCCCCAGAGCUUCUCCUCGGCGAGACUCGAUAUGGACCGGCGUGCGAUAUCUGGAGCACGGGCUGCAUCAUGAUGGAGUUCUUCACGCGCCACGCCACGUUCCCCGGUGACGGUGGGGAGAUCAGCCAACUAGAUAAGAUAUAUAGUGUCAUGGGGACUCCGAACAAGGCAGAGUGGCCUGGUUUGGUCGACAUGCCCUGGUUCCAACUACUACGACCUGGAUACCGUCAACCCAACACUUUUGCUGCAAAGUACAAGGACAAGUUGACACCUGCGGCCUACGAUCUCCUCUGUUCCAUCUUCAAGUACGAUCCGGCCAAACGCCCCACUGCCGCCGAAGCCCUUCAGCACGCCUACUUCACGACUGAGGAUCCCGCUCCUCGGCAAGCUGUAGAAUUGGCGACGCUAGAAGGCGACUGGCACGAACUCGAAUCAAAACAACACCGACGUGAGAACGAGCGGCGAGACAGAGAGGCGCGCCACGCAGCUCGGGCAAAGGAGAAAGAGCGCAAGCGCGAGAACGACAUGCAUGAUCAACGAGGGGACGUGAAGCGAGUUCAUCUUGAGGGGAAACCGCCCCAACCUGUGGACAACAUCACCGCAGCCAGAGAUGUUUAGAAGGCGAGUGUGGAUUCGCAACACCGGUCGUCCCCCCCUCACUCAUAUGAUGUGAUCGCAUUUUUCGCCCAAUAUACGGCGAAGAAAUUGUUUUACCUUCGGCAUCUCAGUCCAUGUUCUUUAUGGGUAUUCAGCAUUCUCAAGGCGUGGAGUUAGCGGCGUUAUGUACAACCGUCAAGAAGGACUCUAGGUUUUCAUGUUCAGGUCAAGCGAAUAGUAUUUCGGUGAUUUCGGUAUCGCUAUUUUACGCAUCUCGGGUGAAGCUACACUCGAAAGGAGCUGGUGUGAGAGCCAGACCAGCAUCAGGUGCGUGGGCCAGGCACGAAAGAACAGAACAGUUCAUUCUCACUGCUGUAGGGUGAAGAUGAGCCGGCGAUUGGGUGUCGGUCCAGUCGACGUGAAAGGGUCUGUGGCCUGUAUAGUACAUCUCAGCAGCUGCAUAUAUGGCCUCCGCCACUUUGAUUAUCCCCCAGAGAUGUU